Messenger RNA from Mycena citricolor, 3020 nucleotides. NCBI's taxonomy places the organism in Eukaryota, Fungi, Basidiomycota, Agaricomycetes, Agaricales, Mycenaceae. The record is from the annotation of a GenBank genome assembly.
CCCCCAAAACUACCUACGCAAGUACUGCCAUCUCCCAAUUCCUGCCCCUUCUCGUGCUCUUUCUCGUGCCACUGGUCACCCUCCGCCUCGUCGUCCCUGCUGUCAAACGUAUAUCGGGCCUGGUUACUGUGAAUGGGAUGGGUCUGUUUGGCUUUGGGUUCUGGAGUGGAGGAUCGAGUGCGGAUGUGAGUGCGGAUGACGACAAUCAAACCGGAUCCAGUCGAAGGCGAGAGAGGGUACGCACCAGGGCUGCACAACAGGAGCAGCAACGAGCAGGACACGAGAAACCGGAUUCAGUGUCUUUUCCUGGACUCUUCAAUGUGUCCGGGACGCAUUGCUUCAUGAACUCCACAUUGCAGGCUCUGGCUUCCCUAUCCGCUCUCAUGCCACACCUCUCCGCGCUUCACAAUCGCGCUGAACAGUGGGACGUCCCUACACCCGUGCUCGACGCGCUACUGGAUCUCCUUCACUCGCUGAAUACACCAUCGAGAUCCGCCCUGCGCGCCACGGCACUCGUUGAGGCACUCUGCGCGUCACCCGAUUCCUCCUCCGCCUUCUGGGGCAUCUCCACCUCGAGCUCAAAGACAGAUAAAAGCGCGAAAGCGGCCGCAUUGCUGGCCACACACCAGCAUCAGGACGCGCAGGAGUUCUUCCAGCUGCUGUCCGAGGCGAUCAGAGAAGAAACGGCGUUGGUUGCUGCUGACAGUGCUCGAGAUCGCGGCUUCGCUGGGCUUUCGGAAUCUGAGGCUGGCAUGGCAGCUGCCGUCAGCCCGUUCGAUGGAUUGACGGCAACCCGACGCGCCUGUGUGCGCUGUGGGUACGUAUCGGCGAUCCGGCAUUUCUCGUUCGACAGCCUGCAGCUGGCUCUGGAGGGAUGGAACGGGACAACUAUUCACCAUCUGCUUACGACUUACACGGAGCUUGAGGUGCUAGAAGAUUGUCCUUGCCGCCGGUGUUCUCUGCGCGCCACAGCAUACCGGCUGACGGCUGAGGCGGCGCAGUUGGCGGAGGGUGUCGAUGAGAAGAAGGCUGUCGAUGGCGUAUACGACGGCGAAAAGGAAAGGAAAACCAAGAGCAAGAAGCGGAGGGAGAAGGAGAAAGCCAAGGCUACGAGGGCUGCUACACCUUUUUCUGAGCUGGCCGCGGUCACGGCCCCUCUCUUAUCUGAUAGUGCCCGUCUCCGUCGUCUAAAAGCGACUCGCAGGCAAUCAUCUUUGGUGGGUCGGGCACUCGAGUCUCGGCGGAUUGAAGAGGAAGACCUUGAAGGCGACUGGGAUGCUGAUGGCUUGUUCCGACCGGAUCCAGGCUCUGACGCGCUGAAGGGCGUGCGGCUAGACAGAGUUCCUGGAGGCGUUUGUACAAGGCAGAGUAUGAUUGGCCGUCUUCCGGCGGUCCUGGCACUGCACAUCAAUCGGUCUGUGCACACCGGAUACCGAGCAGCGAAGAAUGGGGCCUUUGUCGCUUUCCCCGAGGUCCUCGAUUUGACGGCAUAUACGACAUCUGGAGUGCUCAACGUCGAGCCGACGACGGGCAUGAGCGACCGAGGGAUCCUCGGCGCUCUCCGGCAGCACAAUCCUGCGGUCUACCAUCUUGCGGCUGCCGUCUGCCAUUACGGGCAACACUCCUUUGGCCAUUACAUUUGUUUCCGCCGAGCUCCUGUGCCAUCGCAGUCAGGCUCUUCGCCGUCAUAUUCACCUGCCCUGCCCACAGUCGAAACUACCUCCGGUUCCGGACGGGGCUGGCUCAGAAUCUCCGAUGCUCGCGUUGAUCGGUGCGGCAUCGAGUCAGUCUUGGCGGAGGGAAGCUCGGUCUUCAUGCUUUAUUACGAGCGGGUGCAUGAUCAUACGGUGGACACCAUUCCGAGAGGCCGGAUCUUGAGGAGUGCUAGUCUCGGUCUUGGGGAAAGUUCUCUCCAGGUCAAGUCCGAGGAACACCCAGUCAAGUUGGAGGCGGAAUCAUCUUCCCUAGGCCAGCCAUCAUCAACCAGCCCUGGGGAACCCGAGGAUAUGCCAACCGUCGUCGACGUCGAGCCGGAACAGGUCACAGCUCCACCCGUUGAUGAUUCUCCGUCGGACUGCUUCGUGCCUGUUUCCAGCCCUGCCGCCGAGGAAUCUCAAGUCGCAUCGCUCAGCCCGCCUGUGGUGGACACCUCACCUCCGCCGGACGAUAACAUGCUGCUCUCAGCUGGUGCAUUGCCGACACCCCCGCUCACUCCGCGAUCCAUCGCUGAUUCGCCACUACCGCCAACCGAGGAUGCUCCUAUAGUCAAACUCAAGCCCAAGAAGAAGAAGAAGAAAGGGAAGGCGUAGACGGUCGGGUGUUCCGUGUCCAAAAGUAUUAUCGGUCCCCUGCUAUUGUAUGCCAUAACGGAACAUCGUCCUCGCCCUAUUCGCUACAUAUCUACUACUGUAUCAUUAUUGUCUUCUCUUCUAUGGCUCAGGCGGGAAUCAUCAGGUUUUUUUGCAUUGCGUGACGUAUUGUACAAGAGUGUGAGUGAAAUGAAAUGAGACGAUGUGUAUGUGGGAAGGGAGCGGGUGGAGAGGGUCCAGAAGAAACUAGAAGAAACUAGCAAGUGUCCCAGCCCGCAGGAGAAAAUGUGAAAGCAACAACAACAGUAGCGUCCCUCCCAAUCCACUCCCGAUCCAACAGAGUUGUUCACACCUCGAGAGGCGGCCCGACUUUUUCGUGCGCCGCAGUGGGACGGCGGGAUGCGGCCUAGUAGUAUAUGCGGCGCUCGACCGUGCGCUGCUUCGGCACGAGAUAAGACGGGCGGUGGUACGAGACCACGCGGCGGACGCGCGUGACGUGGGGGUACCUGACGUAGGUGGGGCGGCAGGUCAGCAGCAGCAGCAGCAGCGGCAGCCAUCGCGCGGUGCGCGUGGGGAGGACGGACCAUGCGUUGUACACAUCCCCGCCGUCCAUCUGGACUUCCACGAUCUCGCGGCCCUAAUCAAGAUUCAAGAGCGUGUGAGUGAGAUAGCCGGGGCGGAGGGCGUAGGGCUGGGGGCUGGGGGCUGGGG